Messenger RNA from Leptonychotes weddellii (Weddell seal), 1159 nucleotides. The record is from RefSeq and is a predicted model, not a curated record. Lineage: Eukaryota; Metazoa; Chordata; Mammalia; Carnivora; Phocidae.
AUGUCCCACCCGAAAUUGGAGGAGGGCGACGAGGAGCUGCGGAAAAAGCACCGAGGAUUUGCUUUUGUUGAAUUUGAGUUGGCAGAGGAUGCCGCAGCAGCUAUUGACAACAUGAAUGAAUCUGAGCUCUUUGGACGGACAAUUCGUGUCAAUUUGGCAAAACCAAUGAGGAUUAAGGAGGGCUCGUCCAGGCCAGUUUGGUCAGAUGAUGACUGGCUGAAGAAGUUUUCUGGGAAGACUCUUGAAGAGAAUAAAGAGGAAGAAGGGUCAGAGCCUCCCAAAGUAGAAACCCAGGAGGGAGAGCCCACGGCAAAAAAGGCCCGGUCGAAUCCUCAGGUGUACAUGGACAUCAAGAUCGGGAACAAGCCGGCCGGCCGCAUCCGGAUGUUGCUGCGUUCUGACGUUGUUCCCAUGACAGCAGAGAAUUUCCGAUGCCUGUGCACCCACGAGAAGGGCUUCGGCUUUAAGGGAAGUAGCUUCCACCGCAUCAUCCCCCAGUUCAUGUGCCAGGGCGGCGAUUUCACGAACCACAACGGCACGGGGGGCAAGUCCAUCUACGGGAAGAAGUUCGACGAUGAGAACUUUAUCCUCAAACACACGGGACCAGGCCUGCUCUCCAUGGCCAACUCCGGCCCAAACACCAACGGCUCCCAGUUCUUCCUGACGUGUGACAAGACGGACUGGCUGGACGGCAAGCACGUGGUGUUUGGGGAGGUCACGGAAGGCCUGGAUGUCCUGCGGCAAAUUGAGACCCAGGGCAGCAAGGAUGGGAAGCCAAAGCAGAAGGUGAUCAUCGCCGACUGCGGGGAGUACGUGUGAGUCCGCACACGCUGUCUCCGCACUGCCCCUGCCUAUCCAGGAGCCGUCAGCCUGGGAACCAGCACGUGAGGGCGUCUGUCCCCUUUGUGGCAAGCAGGGGUGUGUGUCGUGGCCCUUCUUGGGGGUCAGCUUGGAGCAGCUCUUCUGCAGACUCGGCCCGGGCUCCCUCUGGCUCUCUCCCAGGUGUGGCCGUGGGCCCGGGAGCUCGCAGGGGUCCCCAUUGUGGACGGACGGUGUGUGGCCUUUUCCAGGCCUUUGCUGCCACGGCUUCUCCUGGGCCCACCAGCGGGGCUCCUGGACAUCGCUUCUGGUAAAAUAAACCCGAGUUCUUGUACUGCAA